This is a messenger RNA of Debaryomyces hansenii CBS767, 2511 nucleotides long. It is a transcript of the gene KCS1, whose product is annotated as inositol polyphosphate kinase. The transcript has a single exon. Lineage: Eukaryota; Fungi; Ascomycota; Pichiomycetes; Serinales; Debaryomycetaceae. The record is from RefSeq and is a predicted model, not a curated record. Bases 1 to 2511 code for a protein of 836 amino acids. Gene Ontology annotation, molecular function: inositol hexakisphosphate kinase activity. Gene Ontology annotation, cellular component: cytoplasm; nucleus. Gene Ontology annotation, biological process: inositol phosphate biosynthetic process; phosphatidylinositol phosphate biosynthetic process.
AUGGUACAUGGACUAAGUGAAUUCCAGGGUGCAGAGAAGCAGAUUGCAGAGACAAAAGGUCACUAUAGGGCUAAAAAUGAGUUUGGGGGAGAGAACUCCGUGGAUAUAGGCACGGUUGGAGAUAUACACGGGUGUUAUCAUGGAGCAUAUGGUGAUGAGGAGGCCAGAAGUGAAAGCGAAGAAUCGGACUUCGGGACCAUCGAUAAUUUGAAGAUUCAGGGAAAACAAGCGACAGCAACGUCUUCAGAUAUGCCGCUGCUAGUUUCGGGACGUAAAGCAGCUAGGUCCUUGAGACUAUUUCGCGGGGAUGGGAAUCGUGAUAUUGAGAGUUUGAUAGAAAUGCCCACGCCAGAAGGUGACAAUAAACCGCAAGAGGUAGCGCACGAGGCCAUUUCCAACGGUGGAAGUGGUAAUAAAAACGCUGAUUUUAGCGGGACAAAAAUCAGACUAUCACCCGAUCCCACCACCACUACGGUAACCUCCAAACUACCAGAAAAUGAUGCGAGCAAAAUAGUUGGGUUGGAGCCAGUGUCGUCGGCGACAUACUUUCCCCAUACACCAGCCGAUCAGAAAUAUAUCAAAUAUACCAUAGUGGAUGCUGAUGGAACGUCAACUAAAACACGCCACUUGACAGCCGAUUUGGAGUUCGACCAUUCUACUGAUGGUGAUAUUACAAAAAUACAAAAAUACGCCGGCCAUAAGGACGAAAUUGACAACCUUGCACAGAAUUUGGACUCAGCGAAGAUAAAAAGUGAAUAUCAAGAUAAUAACAAAUCAGUUAAGUUUGGCACGAACCAGUUCAUUAGCCCGAAUGUUAAAGAGCAAGAUCAAACUGUGAAUACAUCAGAAAAGGAUAAAAUCGACGAAGACGAGGUAGAAGGGUUGCCUGAUUUAACGAUAGACGAAGAGGUAUUUCCUUUGGCAGUGGAGUUAAGGCCUUUCAAGAAUAAGGUUGGUGGACAUACUGCAAUUUUCCGAUUUUCACGUAAAGCAGUAUGUAAAGCAUUAAUGAAUAGAGAGAAUUUAUGGUACGAGGUAGUAGAGUUACGACUCCCUGAAUUAUUGAGAUUCAUGCCAAAAUAUAUCGGUGUCUUAAAUGUCAGGUAUUCAAGCUUGAUUACAGAAGACCCGAUGAGUCAAACACCGUCGAGGAAAACUAGCAUGGUUGAAGAAAAUAUGCAUCAUAAGAAGAAGGACUAUAAUUUCGGCAGUACGUUGAUAAAUGAAGACGAUGAGUUACCUCCAGAAGUUGUCCUUGAUGAUAAUAAGCAUAUCAUACCAGAUUUAUUAUGGAAGCAGUAUUCGACGUCUGCACCAUCUCCUAAUGAAUCAUUGAUACAAAAGCUGAACAGUGGUAACUCAUUAGAGGCGUCUUCAUGUAAAAAUUCAGUAUCAUCAUCUAAUACGUCAAUAACAAACUUUGUUCCAGCAUCUCCUCGAAAUAACGAAGUUUGGUCGACAUCUAUUAAUAAAGACUUGCAAGUACAAGUAAUUCAAGAAGUGUUUUCAUCAUCACAUAAGAAGAAGAAAUCAGAGACAGGUGACGAAAUAUUCUCUAUGGAUGACGAGAAUGCUAUUGUUGACUUAGAUAGUAGCCAGUAUUCUCAUGGGGAUGACGAUUUCACAGAAGAAAGGCGGCAUCUCCCUGCUCGUCGUAGUUCAUCUAUGUCCUCACCAAGACAUCACUCACAAAUGUUAAGAAAACACACAAGGUUUGAAAGAUUUAUUCUAUUAGAGGAUUUAACAGCAGAUAUGCAAAAGCCAUGUGUUCUUGAUUUGAAAAUGGGCACGAGGCAAUAUGGAGUUGAGGCUAAUCCAAACAAGCAGAAGUCACAGCGCAAUAAGUGUUUGAACACCACUUCAAGGUGCCUUGGUGUUAGGAUCUGCGGACUACAAGUAUGGAACUUACGACAUGAAAAAUAUUACAUCAAGGAUAAAUAUUUUGGUAGAAAGGUCACGAAGGGAAAGGAUUUUAGCAAAGUCCUAUCGAAAUUUUUGUAUGAUGGAAUGCUGAUAUAUUCAAUUCUCAUCAAAAUACCUAGCUUGAUUGUUCAGUUGCAAGAAUUAUAUGAAACCUUCAGGACACUUAUCGACUACCGUAUGUAUGGAUCAUCCAUUUUGUUAAUGUAUGACGGUAUCGAUCAUAAGGAUGAUAUUAAAGUAAGAAUUAUCGACUUUGCACAGUCGGUUAUUGCUGGAGAAAGUCUUCCACAAACGACAACAAUUCCGCCAAGUAAUAGAGGGUUACCGGACAUGGGAUAUUUACGAGGGUUAAAUUCGCUCAUAGAAUAUUUCAAGACAAUAUUCAAGAUUUUGUCGGGAGUAGAAUAUGUUCUGUAUGAUAAGUCGAAAAUCAUAGUAGAAACCAAUAAGGACAGGUUACAGAAAAUGGAAAAUAAGUGGUUGGAUGAAUAUGUUGACGCUGAAGAUUCUUCGGAUGCUUCUGGAGACCAGUUCGAAUGCGAGUAUCCUGACUACAAGUAUUCUGAUGAAGGCGGAAUAUCUGAAUAA